GGCCGAGUCAAAGCAAGUCGAAUCAAAUCAAAUCACAACAAAGCAAAGCAUCCAUCACUAUCAAACCAAGCCCAUCCAUCUAUUCACGCACUCCUGGGCUGCGCCUCGGCUGCAUCUGUAUUUGUACCGCUCGCCUCCCGCCGCUCCCCAGCCUACUUAUACCAACUCCCUUCUAGCCUCUCCCCGCAGAAGCGAAAGCGCAAGCUUGCAUCUGGAUCCAUCCUCAUUGGCUCCACGCGGACUGCAAAAGCUCCAUCCACCAAAGCUGUUGUUUGCUACCUUCGCAAACUCCACCUGCAAGAGACUCUCUCCCGCCUUGCCUGCAUUGACUGCGACGACAGAGCACCUCUUCAGACCAAGCCAAGCCAAACCAAGCAGCAAACGAACUUGAUCACAAUGUCUGAAACCGGUCUCCCUCCAAACUGGGAGGUUCGACACUCCAACUCCAAGAACCUGCCCUACUACUUCAACUCGGUCGAGCGAACCUCACGAUGGGAGCCUCCGGCGGGCACCGACAGCGAGAAGCUUAAGCACUACAUGGCUGCCCACCACAGUGCUGGUUCGCGACCCGGAGCCGUCCCAGGCGUCCCCGAGGGCAAGAUUCGAGCUGCCCACCUCCUAGUCAAGCACCGAGAUAGUCGGCGGCCGAGCAGCUGGCGCGAGGCUGAAAUCACACGAACCAAGGAAGAGGCCAUGGAGAUCAUCAAGGGCCACGAGCAGACCAUCCGAUCUGGCGCCUCUACGCUUGGCGACCUUGCGCCCACAGAGUCCGACUGCUCCUCUGCCCGCAAGCGUGGCGAUUUGGGCUACUUUGGCCGUGGCGAGAUGCAAAAGGAAUUUGAAGAUGUGGCCUUUACGCUCAAGGUGGGAGAGCUGAGUGAUGUUGUCUCGACGGCGAGCGGCCUGCACUUGAUUGAAAGGUUGGAGUAAGUUGUUAGUCAGACGUUUACUGCGCAAACGAAGAAUGUAAUAUACGAAUAUAUAUAUUAAAAAAAAAAAAGAAAAGGGGAGGGAGAAGGAGAAAGAUAGGAAGUAGGUGGAAUGAUACGAAUGAAAUGCAAGGAUAAUCUCGAACAUCAAUUUCUCAAGCCCCCAGAAGAGGAAAAAAAAAAAUAUAAGAAGAAGAAUCAACACUGGAUAGUAGUAUCUCAAUCACUGUAGGCGGCGCUGGAUAAGUAGCAAAAAGAAAGGCAC
Messenger RNA from Trichoderma asperellum CBS 433.97, 1194 nucleotides. RefSeq names its product protein kinase ssp1 (gene SSP1). Gene Ontology annotation, molecular function: peptidyl-prolyl cis-trans isomerase activity; protein binding. NCBI's taxonomy places the organism in Eukaryota, Fungi, Ascomycota, Sordariomycetes, Hypocreales, Hypocreaceae. The record is from RefSeq and is a predicted model, not a curated record. Gene Ontology annotation, cellular component: nucleus; cytosol.